Molecule: messenger RNA, 2273 nt
Organism: Pygocentrus nattereri (red-bellied piranha)
Lineage: Eukaryota; Metazoa; Chordata; Actinopteri; Characiformes; Serrasalmidae
Product: sodium/hydrogen exchanger 9B2
Exons: 12
Coding region: 125-1585 (486 amino acids)
Biological process (GO): proton transmembrane transport
Cellular component (GO): membrane
Molecular function (GO): antiporter activity
Source: RefSeq, a predicted model, not a curated record
CCUGUUUGUCCUGAAGUUCAAAGUUCGCUCCUGUGUGUGGUGAGUCUCAGUGCAGGUGUUGUGAAGUGCAGGGAGUGUAAAGUUGUGGAGGAGCUCACUGAGGACUGACUGACAGCUGUUCAGGAUGUCAGACUCCAGCUGCUGCAUCAGAUUGCACUCCUGUCCUAAACCACAUGGCUUCCUCGCGUCUGCCAUCACUAAAGGGCUGCUGGGUGUGCUGCUGUUCGGAGUAGUAUGGUCAAUCGUGGGUCCAGAGUGCCUUCCGGGUAGGAACCUCUUUGGGCUGGUGAUCCUGUUUCUCAGCGCUGUGUGUGGAGGAAAACUGAUGGGAAUGAUCAGACUACCUACCUUACCACCAUUCCCACCACUACUGGGUAUGCUGCUGAUGGGUCUGAUUCUGCGCAAUGUUCCGUAUGUGUCUGACGCUGUGUACAUUGACCAGAAGUGGUCUUCAUCCCUGCGCAGUGUCGCUCUCGCCAUCAUCCUCACCAGAGCUGGCCUGGGACUCAACCCAGCAGCUCUGAGGAGGCUGAAGGCGGUGUGUGUGAGAGUGGCUGUGGGACCCUGCACUACUGAAGCCUGCACUGUGGCGGUGGUCUCCCACUUCCUCAUGGGGCUGCCGUGGAUAUGGGGCUUCAUUCUCGGGUUUGUGUUGGCUGCUGUCUCUCCUGCAGUCGUCGUUCCCUCCAUGCUGUUGCUCCAGCAGGCGGGAUUCGGGGUUCAGAAGGGAAUCCCCACGCUCCUGAUGGCCGCGGGAAGCUUCGACGACGUCCUCGCCAUCACCGGCUUCACCACCUGCCUCGGCAUGGCGUUCGGCACCGGUUCCACGUGGCUGAGUCUGGGUAAGGGGGUGCUGGAGGUGGUGGUGGGCAUUUUUGCAGGAGGAGUGCUGGGGGUCCUACUGCACUUCUUCCCCAGUGAUGACCAGGCUGACCUGGUUCUGCGGAGGUCCUGCAUGCUGCUGGGUCUGUCUGUGUUUUCAGUGUUUGCGAGUCACUCCGCUGGUCUGGGGGGAGCAGGGGGUCUCUGUACCCUCGUCCUGUCCUUCAUUGCUGGACUCAGCUGGGACUCGAAGAAGGGUCCUGUAGCUGCAGUAGUCGGGAGGUUUUGGGACGUAUUUCAGCCACUGCUGUUCGGACUGAUUGGAGCUGAAAUCACCAUUUCAACUCUCAACCCCAACACUGUGGGUUUGGGGAUGGCCACUCUGUGUGUUGGAGUCGUUGUCCGUGUGUUGGUGACCUUUGCUGUAGUUCUGUUUGCCGGUUUUAACCUGAAAGAGAAGAUCUUCAUUUCUCUGGCCUGGCUGCCCAAAGCUACCGUACAGGCUGCUAUAGGAUCCACUGCUCUGGACAUGGCGCGCAGUGUAGGGGACGAGCAGCUGGAGCGUUACGGGAUGGAUGUUCUUACUGUGGCUGUUCUGGCCAUUCUGGUCACGGCUCCUAUCGGGGCGAUCGCUAUCGGCCUGGCCGGACCCCGACUCCUGCAGCAGUACACUGAGAUGAAAGAGACACUCCCCGAGGAGAAAGCUGAGAGCGCCUCCACUCCAGAUCCAGGUGUAUCUCCGGCUCUGGAGAGCAAACUUUAGAAGCAGCAGAAAACAGAAAAGAGCGUGAUCUGAUGGUCACCAUCAGCACCACUGCAAUGCUGUAAUACUGAAGGACGACUCCACCAUGUUUCAGCCUGACCUGCCCGGCGGCAGCAUCUCGGUCCCUCCUGUUAUAAACGUGUUUCAGUGUCUCUCUGUUGCUUUAGAUACAGAGUAGUCUAUUAAAGCCACGCUCAGCCCGGACGGGUCAGGCUGGAUUCUCUUCAGCAUUCCUGUAACCCUUAGUGCUGUUCUGUCCUUUAGCUGAAGCUUAAAGCGUGACUGACUCCUUCAGUCGAUCAGACUCGCGGCACGUCUUGCCCUGCUGGUUUAUCCUGAAACUGCCUUUAUUCCAGUAGUUUUAUUAGUGUUGAGUAUUUAUUAUAUUCUAUUUAUUAUAUUGCACCAUUUUUCUAUGAUGUGAGCUAAUUCCCACUCCCCUGUGGUAAACCACUGCGGCCUAUUACACGAUAUCACACUGGACGCUCAUCACUGCGUGGCGUUCACUCUGUGGCUCAAGCAGUCCAGCAGCAGAGCACCGCUCUUCUGUUUAAACUAACGGCUCUUAAAGGGGAAUUCAAAAAUUUCUGCCUAAUCCAGUGUGUGAGGUGUAAUCAGAGGUUCAGAGGGUUUGGUGUGAACCGGUUCAGACGUCUUUACAGUGGUGGUGAUGGGAACCAGGCGUCGC